AAUUGGGCUGAUAAAUAUCUAACAUGGGAUCCAAGAGAGUAUUAUGACGUAGAACAUCUCCGAAUGCCAUCAGACGAAGUGUGGAUACCCGACAUAACACUAGCAAAUAGCGCGGAGAGGGCACGUUUGAUGGAGUCGACAGUGGUGAGGAUCCAGCACGACGGGGAGGUCGAGUGGAGUGCUCUCAUCAUCGUGAAGACAUUCUGUAAGAUCGACUUCACCUUCUUCCCGUUCGAUGAGCAGGAGUGCCUGAUGACCUUUCGACCUUGGACACAUCUUCACAACCACGUCCUCAUGCGUUCACAUGCCCCAGAGAAAACUGAUGAGGAUAACGGAGAAUGGAAGGUUGCAAAGAUCCAGACUGAAGCGACAAUGGAGUACCUCGACCACGGGAAUUUCAGCAAGAUCGAUGUCACCAUCCACCUCGCCCGUCGACCCUUGUUCUAUAUUAUGAACAUGAUCAAUCCCUGUGUCAUCAUCUACGCCCUGACACUGCUCAGCUUCUGCCUGCCCGGCGAGUCGGGGGAGAAGAUUGCCUUGAAUGUGACCAUCCUUCUAUCUCUGACUGUCUUCAUGCUCCUCACUUCCGAGAUGAUGCCCCCGUCGGCGGACACCAUCCCGGUUAUUGCUCAAUUCUACGCAGCGACCAUCAUGCUUGUAUCCAUCUCAAUUUUGUUCGCUGUCAUCUCUCUCAAUUUCUUCCAUCGUCCCCCUGAUGCAAACCGUGCCCCCCUCUGGCUCCGAAAGCUCUUCUUCAUCCACCUCACCCCUAUUCUCUACCCAUGGAGAAUGUCGUGUGCCAAGAAUGGUGAAGGGGCUGACCUUCGUCGUAUUAUGGACUGCAACGGGGAUAUGGUAGGCCCGAUAAAAGUGGCAACCUACCAAUCGCACCAGACCCCUUCUAGCCCGAAACUCCUUCCUGCCGCUACUCGGCGUCUCGCUAAGCACCACGAGAGCUGCGGCAUCACUGAUACCAACUUUAACGGAUGCUCGGCCUACGCCAACGGACGUCCUCUGGACAACGUAAACGGAGUCGCCACCAACCAUGCCAACAACCCCGUCACCACUAUCACUUGCACAAGUUGCAAUGGCGCCAUCAAGCGGCAGCUUGGGAACAUCUCCGAAGACCUUCACUCAAUGAUUGAAGAUAGACAGAUGGAGGAAGAAAGGGAGAGUAUCAUCACAGAAUGGAAGAAGAUGGCGCAUGUUUUCGAUCGCUUGGGACUUGUACUCUUCAUCGUGGCUACUAUCAUUCUCGCUAUUAUCCUCGGGAAUAGGCUGGGUGAAGAACCGACUGAUGUGUAGAACAAAAGUUUUUUAGGAGCCACUGGCUAGAUUUUGAGAAGAAGGCGCAACAAAGCUGUUGGCAAACCGCGUACAAAUACUUGGAUAUGUGGGGUAUUCCAUUUAGGGCGACAUUGGUGUUAGCCUUGCUCUGGUGUUAGGGCAACACGAUAUACUCUAAUAAAACUAACACUUUACAUUCUACACCAAACACAGAAGCUAAGUGGGAGAUAACGAAAAAUAAAAAAGGGGAAAAUGGUCAAAACCGAUCUAUAUAAGAUAGACUUCUUCGACGUUAUACACUAAGCCAUUAAUAAAUUAAUGGAUUUACAAAUGUAUAGAUGUUUUGCCUGCAAUAAUAAAGAUGCAUCUGCAUUGUUUGUGAAUAAAAAUCGGUAAAGUGAAAUGCACGUAUGAUCAAAACAGAAACUUUUUGUCGGAGAAGAAAUUCUCGCCGUGUUGAAAUUUUCUUGUUCAACAUUAUGCGAUCAGUCUUUCUUCUUAAAAUCAGAAUUUUGGUGUAAUUUAAGUUUUGGAUCCCCAUAUGGCGGCCAGCGAAUUGGUUAAGAAGCUAUUGUACCUACUGGACAUUAAAAAAAAAUUGUAUUGGUUUGAAAUAAUCAUGUCAAGAUAAACAUGGUGUCUUGUCGACACUGGAUCCAUUCAACAUGUUCAAGGGAGAGAGUGCUGAGAAGACGACGACGCCGAAGAAUAAGAAGAAGAAGAAGGAGAAUAAGAAGAACAAGGAGAAGAACAAGAAGAAAAGAAAAUAGAAGGACAAAGAGGAGGGGUAGGACUAGAUAAAGAACAAUAAAGAUAAUUUAUCAAAGAACAAGACGAGGUUCCCCCAGAAUAAUAAUGGG
Lytechinus pictus (painted urchin) is the source of this 2147-nucleotide messenger RNA. RefSeq names its product neuronal acetylcholine receptor subunit alpha-7-like. The record is from RefSeq and is a predicted model, not a curated record. Gene Ontology annotation, cellular component: synapse; plasma membrane; neuron projection. Gene Ontology annotation, molecular function: transmembrane signaling receptor activity; transmitter-gated monoatomic ion channel activity involved in regulation of postsynaptic membrane potential; excitatory extracellular ligand-gated monoatomic ion channel activity. Bases 64 to 1305 code for a protein of 413 amino acids. The transcript is spliced from 7 exons. NCBI's taxonomy places the organism in Eukaryota, Metazoa, Echinodermata, Echinoidea, Temnopleuroida, Toxopneustidae. Gene Ontology annotation, biological process: regulation of membrane potential; chemical synaptic transmission; monoatomic ion transmembrane transport.